GCCAUCGGCCAAAUCACUCAAGUCCGUCGAUCGUUCCAUCGUCCAUUUUCGUGUCAUGACUGACGAUGCCACAUGUAUAUAGGUGCUUGGAAUGAACGCCGAGUCGCUCAACUUUUGCUUCGGAAGCUUUGUUCACUUUAUGGAGCGCAUGGCGUUCCUCACGACAAAUGCUGUCGCAAUGCUGUCGCCCAAACCAGUGUUUCGCCCUGGCCAUCCCCGAUACGGAGAACCACCGGAAUCGGACGAAGAGAUCAAGAGCCGGCUGCGACGGGUGCGCGUGGUCAAGUUCCUGCUCAGCCUCGUGGCCAUCUACGCGGCUUCCCGCGCCAUCCGCGCUGUCCGCGACCUGUGGCGGCGGCCGCAACUCCAGCACAAGCCUGCAUUAUCGUACGACAGAGUGUUUGGAUCAUCCCUUCCGUCGACUGCGCAGAACAAAGCAAUGUAGACAUGCUCGACUUCAGUAGUCUGAAGAGUUGACAACCUCGUACUUCGAAGUAAUAGAAACAUGAAACUGCACGCCGUUUCUAGUGCUGGGCACCAAA
This is a messenger RNA of Aphanomyces astaci, 542 nucleotides long. RefSeq lists its product as hypothetical. Bases 73 to 477 code for a protein of 134 amino acids. NCBI's taxonomy places the organism in Eukaryota, Oomycota, Saprolegniomycetes, Saprolegniales, Verrucalvaceae. The record is from RefSeq and is a predicted model, not a curated record. The transcript has 2 exons.